Quercus lobata is the source of this 2088-nucleotide messenger RNA. RefSeq names its product Pseudouridine synthase/archaeosine transglycosylase-like family protein (gene APS2). The record is from RefSeq and is a predicted model, not a curated record. NCBI's taxonomy places the organism in Eukaryota, Viridiplantae, Streptophyta, Magnoliopsida, Fagales, Fagaceae. Gene Ontology annotation, biological process: sulfate assimilation. Gene Ontology annotation, molecular function: sulfate adenylyltransferase (ATP) activity; adenylylsulfate kinase activity. The transcript has 5 exons. Bases 333 to 1787 code for a protein of 484 amino acids.
CAAGUGCAAGGCUCUCUGUUGGUUUCAACUUUGAGUUUGAGUUGCCUUGAUUAACCACCACAAACUACAAUCAAAAUCUGAAAACAACACACUUUGGUCCCCAACAUGUUACAAAGACUAGUAGCCAAGUUCUAUCCACAAACUGAAAAGCCAGACUUAAACAACAUAAAGAAACGUGUGGAUUCUCGCUGCUCUAUUUGUCAAAAACUAAGAAAAAAUGGUCACUAAAUUUAGAGCCGCAGGUACAGUUUCCCAAAUCACUCGGAUCUCUCCCUCUGUCUCUAACUUCUUCACUUCCCUAUUCUCAAAGCCAACCCAAAACCCCUUCAAUCAUGUCUCUCACAGUUAAACUGCACAUCACCAACCAACUCAACCUCAAUCUUGGCCAAACCAGCAUCAUCAACAAGACCAAGUUUUACACACCAAGAAUUCGAACCAAACCCAUUUACCAUUCCAAUCCAUUGAUCUCCACCACCUCGUACAACAACAAACCCAUCACCACAAUGCAUGUUCCAUCUUAUUCAUCUUCGAUCAAGAGCUCUCUGAUUGACCCAGAUGGAGGGGCACUCGUGGGUCUUGUGGUGCCAGAGAGAGAGCGUGCAAAGAAGAAGUUAGAGGCUGAGGCAUUGCCUCCGGUGAGGCUUACCAAGAUUGAUGUUGAGUGGGUCCAUGUGAUUAGCGAAGGGUGGGCCAGCCCUUUGAGAGGGUUCAUGAGAGAGAGUGAGUAUUUGCAGAGUUUGCAUUUCAAUUGCUUGAGAACGGAAAGUGGUUCUUUGGUCAACAUGUCGCUUCCAAUGGUUUUGGCUAUUGAUGAUGACACCAAAACUGGAAUUGGGUCGUCUCCAAAUGUGGGGUUGGUUGGUCCUAAUGGAGAUUUGGUCGGUAUUCUUCGGAGUAUUGAAAUAUACAAACAUAACAAAGAAGAAAGAAUAGCUAGAACUUGGGGUACAACUACUCCAGGAUUGCCAUAUGUCGAGGAGGUUAUUACUCCAGCUGGAAAUUGGUUGGUUGGUGGAGAUUUGGAAGUGUUGAAUCCUAUCAAAUAUAAUGAUGGGCUUGAUCACUACAGGCUCUCACCUCAACAACUCCGGAAGGAAUUUGAUAGGCGUCAGGCUGAUGCAGUUUUUGCUUUCCAAUUAAGGAACCCUGUGCAUAAUGGGCAUGCUUUGUUAAUGAAUGACACACGCAAGCGACUUUUGGAAAUGGGAUACAAGAAUCCGAUUCUAUUACUGCAUCCUUUGGGAGGUUUCACAAAGGCAGAUGAUGUGCCCUUGGAUGUUCGGAUGGAGCAACAUAGCAAGGUCCUAGAAGACGGAAUUCUUGACCCUGAGACUACUAUUGUAGCCAUAUUUCCAUCACCUAUGCAUUAUGCUGGUCCAACUGAAGUGCAGUGGCAUGCCAAAGCAAGGAUAAAUGCAGGUGCCAAUUUUUACAUCGUUGGUCGUGACCCUGCAGGUAUGGGUCACCCGACUGAGAAGAGGGAUUUAUAUGACCCUGAUCAUGGGAAAAAAGUCUUAAGCAUGGCUCCUGGCCUGGAGAAGCUAAAUAUUUUGCCAUUCAGGGUGGCAGCCUAUGACACCGUGGAAAAGAAGAUGGCAUUUUUUGAACCUUCACGUGCUAAAGAUUUCCUCUUCAUCUCCGGAACUAAGAUGCGAACUUAUGCAAGGACCGGUGAGAACCCCCCUGAUGGUUUUAUGUGCCCUGCGGGAUGGAAUGUCCUCGUCAAAUAUUAUGAGAGCUUGCAAGCUGAAGAGGCGUUGCAGCAGCAAGCCGUGUUGACUAGUUAAGAUCUAUACCAGAGUUUUGGGCAAGUUAAUUUCUUUUCCUUUUGUUCUUUCUUUAUCUUUUGGGGAUAAACGGCAAGUUGCGGGAGGAUGUAAUAGUAGAGACUAUGGAGCACUAUUUCGUAUUAGCACCCAUAAGAUGCCCGAUUGAGAAUGAUCUGUGCUAAGUGUGCUUGUAAACUCCUCUUUGACUAUUGGUGUUGGGCUUCAUUUUCCAAGUAGGGCAUGGUUGAUAUGCAUGUAAUAUAUUUAAUUCCUUGAGAAAUUUGAUAUAUGCCAAAAGAAACUUUUAUUGCUCUCUGUA